AGUCGCCUUUGAGUUUUUGUAGUGAUCGGAAGUGAAAAGUGAUUGGAAUAAGAAUUUAUUGUGUUCAAGAUGAGUUGUCCCGUUGGAAAUCUUAAUGGAAAUGACGCCCAACAAGGUGAACAUCUUGGAUCGGAUGUUGGAAUGCUUUACGGUGAAUAUUUAAUGUUGGACAAACUUUUAACUGCACAGAAAAUGCAAUCAAAUGUUCAUGAUGAACAUCUUUUUAUUGUCACUCAUCAAGCUUACGAAUUAUGGUUCAAGCAAAUCAUCUUUGAACUUGAUUCGAUUCGCGUUCUUUUCAAUCGUGAGAACAUCGAGGAAUCAAGCACUUUGGAAAUACUUAAACGAUUGAACAGAAUCGUAUUGAUUCUGAAUCUUCUUGUUGAUCAAGUGCCAAUUUUAGAAACAAUGACACCUUUGGAUUUUAUGGACUUCCGCGAUUAUCUUUCACCAGCUUCAGGUUUUCAAAGUUUACAAUUUCGUCUCAUUGAGAAUAAGUUGGGAGUGAAGACAGAACAUCGUGUAAAAUAUAAUCAAAAGUAUUCUCACGUUUUUGGAACGGAACCAGAAGCUAUUGAAGCUAUAAAAAACUCGGAACAAGAUCCUUCAUUAAGUGAUCUCGUUCAAAGAUGGUUAGAAAGAACGCCUGGCUUGGAAUUGGAUGGAUUUAAUUUUUGGGGGAAGUUUAAAGACAGUGUUGACAAGCUUUUGAAUGAGAAGGAAGAGCAAGCAAACAAAGAACCCAAAGAACAUAUAAGAAAUUAUCGCCUCAUGGAUAUUCAGAAACGUCGAGAUGUUUACGAAACCAUUUUUAAUCCAUCAUCACAUGAAGCAUUAGUUUCACGUGGUGAAAGACGAUUCACAUACAAAGCAUUACAAGGCGCAAUCAUGAUUAAAUUCUAUCGAGACGAACCAAGAUUCUCACAGCCACAUCAACUUCUAACUCUUCUCAUGGACAUUGACUCGUUGAUAACUAAAUGGAGAUAUAACCACGUUAUUAUGGUUCAACGAAUGAUUGGUUCACAACAAUUGGGAACUGGUGGAAGUUCAGGUUAUCAAUAUUUGCGUUCUACUUUGAGUGAUCGUUACAAAGUGUUUCUCGAUCUCUUUAACUUGUCGACGUUUUUGAUUCCACGUGGUUUGAUUCCACCCUUGACAUCUGAAAUGAAGGAUGCAUUAAACAUGGGCUGGAGAACUCAUCAGAAUCAUGCUACAAAUGGGGACAGUUAAAACUUCAAAAGCUGAUUUUCUCCUUUAUUUCCUUACUUAAAAGCUUUCUUCUUAAUAAAAUUUCAAUCCUAGAAAACAUUUAAAAACAAGAUGAGAAAUGAACUGCCGAAUUAUUGCAGAAAUUCUUUGUGCAAUUCCGCAAAUAUUUCCACCUAUUGCUAUGUUUAAAUAUCCUGAAAGACCAAAACUUUUUCCCCAGGAAUUUUUUACGAUGUAGAAAGGACUGUCACCACUGAAAUUUUCAAAUAAAAUUAAAAUUUAAACAAUGAAAUGAAUUGACACUUACGA
Clunio marinus is the source of this 1518-nucleotide messenger RNA. The record is from the annotation of a GenBank genome assembly. NCBI's taxonomy places the organism in Eukaryota, Metazoa, Arthropoda, Insecta, Diptera, Chironomidae.